Messenger RNA from Drosophila navojoa, 769 nucleotides. Its product is annotated as lens fiber major intrinsic protein. Gene Ontology annotation, biological process: transmembrane transport. Gene Ontology annotation, cellular component: plasma membrane. The record is from RefSeq and is a predicted model, not a curated record. NCBI's taxonomy places the organism in Eukaryota, Metazoa, Arthropoda, Insecta, Diptera, Drosophilidae. Gene Ontology annotation, molecular function: channel activity.
UUUCGUUUGUCUAUUUUUGUUCAAAUUAAAGUAAUGGGAAAUUUCGCUUGGGAUAAAGAACUGGCCAAAAAGCUAAUGGCCGAAUUUACUGGAGUGGCAAUUGUUGUGACACUUGGCUGCUGCAUGUCAACUAGAUCAUUUGGAAGAGGCUAUGGAGAAAGCAUAAUGAAUCCCUUGGUCUGGGGCCUGGCCUAUUUGACGGCUACACAGAUUUUUGCCAUACUGAGCGGCGCACAUCUGAAUCCCGCUGUCAGCGGUGCUGCAACAAUUGUUGGCAUUAUGGAGUGGCGAUUGAUGCUUUGCUAUAUGCUCGCCCAGCUCUUGGGCGCCUUGGCUGGCAUUGCACUGACCUACGCCGCCGUCGAUGAGACCAGAAACAACAUAUGUCUACCGCCCACGCUCUCCCAUGUAACAGUUAUGGCCAUCGAACUGCUAGCCACAUUCUUUCUGCUAUUAGCCUAUUGUGCUGCUUGGGAUACUCGCAGCGAGGGAAAAUACGAAACUUUACCGCUUCGCGUCGGAUUCGUAUACGCAGCACUAUCGUUCGCCAUUUACCCGGGUACCGGAGCUCAUUUCAAUUUCUUCCGUACUUUCGCGGCCGCAGUUGUCAACAACACUUGGGUCAUUCUGUGGCCGUAUCUCGCUGCCCAUGCGGCUGCCACUGCUGCGGCCGCAUUUCUCUGGCGCUUCCUAUUCCAAGAAGAGGAGCCUGAACCGAUGGAAACUUAAGUAGUCGCCAAACAGAGCAAAUUUAUAUGUAAUUAUUAUA